Molecule: messenger RNA, 1705 nt
Organism: Paramacrobiotus metropolitanus
Lineage: Eukaryota; Metazoa; Tardigrada; Eutardigrada; Parachela; Macrobiotidae
Product: receptor-type tyrosine-protein phosphatase delta-like
Exons: 6
Coding region: 153-1427 (424 amino acids)
Molecular function (GO): protein binding
Source: RefSeq, a predicted model, not a curated record
ACCGGGCUUUCCCGUGAACACAUUUGCCAGCGUGUCGUUUCUCCAGUCGCGACAUUUCUCUAGCAUUUCGAUUUCCUCUCACAUCUAUAGAACAGGCAGACGAUUUGCAUAGAAUUAUACCAAAGUGACCUUUACACCGUUUCUCCCUAACCAUGCUCACCGUGUCCGUUGCCGUGCUGCUGGUCGUCGUUGGCCUGGUCAACAGUCAAGACGGCGCCGGCCCGGCCUCCCCGGAUCCUCAGCAGACAACCAGCGGUCCCGGCGGUGACGCCAGCGGUAGCCCCGCCCCCGACGCCUCCAACGCCACCGGCCCCGGCAACGCCACCGACCAGCCGAGCUUCGCCCAGCCCAAUCAGAAGUUCUUCCCACCCGGCUUCGACGGCCGCCAAAGUCCUGGUCAGGGGCCCGCCCAGGAGGGCGGCCAGCAGAACGACACCCGCGGGCCGCAACAGGCCAAGAUCCCGGCGUCCGUCCCGCUGAAGGACUCCCUGGUCACCUACCGGGUGCAGUGGAAGGAGCCCAUGGAUAACGGCGCCCCAGUAACUGGGUUCGAUGUCUAUUAUAAAAAGACUGAUGAAGUGGAAUUCAAGGUGGUUAACUCCGUGGCGGACUUUGCGGAUCUGCAGAAUCUGGAGAAGGGUACGAAGUAUAACGCGAUGGUGUACGCCAAGAAUGAGCACGGACAAAGUCCUCCACUAGCCAUCACAUUCAUAACCCCAACUGUGACCAACAGCACGGACGCCUGCAUCACGGAGAUUGUCGACCGCAGCGCCACCAGCAUCCUCUUCGACUUCAUCCUGCAGGACGGCAGCCAGCUGGACCUGGAGGGCUUCGAGGUGAAGUACGCGCUGGCCGAUCAGCCCUUCGAGCACGCCGCCAGCCGCUUCCUGGACCGCUGGUCGCCCUACACCAUCACGGGACUGCAGCCCAGCCAACGCUACCGCUUCCGCGUCAAUACCCGCAUCAGCGGCCGCGGCGGUUCCGGCCAGACCUGCGGCCCGGAGUUUCUGACCGAAAUGCCGGAUGUGGGUCCGCCGCUGACACCCAAGCCCGCCCUGUCCAAUCCGGUGUUUUUCGAGCUGCAGUGGGAGCCGCCCCAUGAAGCGGGAGAUGUCAAGCAUUAUCGCCUUGAUUAUUGGAUGGAUCCCCGUUACGGUGAAGCGUCGUCGCACAGCUACCAGAUGGUGGAAGGCAACAAGAACUCCUACACCCUGACGUCACUGCAGCCCUGCCAGAAGUACCAAGUGGAGAUCUCGCCGCGCGGCAAACCCAAGGGACGCCAUAACGGUCGCAACAAUGGAACCGGAGGCGCCCACGCCAAGAAGGCCACCCCGGCGUCCCGCAGCCCCGACAUGAUGAAGCUGCACUUCAACACGGGUUGCGCUAUCGUCACCGGAAGUGUGGAGAAUUCCGGAUUUACUUUGUGAUCAGCAAAAGACACGCCGGCGCAGAGCUGUUUCCAAAUGGCGGCACUAUUGAUGGACGUUUGUGUGUGUACCUUAUACUGUGUCCGUGUAAAGAGCUCGUUUCCACUCAUAAUGUUGUGUUCUUUCCAAAAGCCGCAUUUUGGCCCGUUUUCGGCCUUUCAUAUCGUUGUGGUGUUUUUGUAUUUUGUGUCUUCUUAUAGUUCUUGUAAUCUUGUUUAUUAAAAUAUGGCAAGCCCUGUCGCGUAAUUUUAAAAAUAAAAAAUGGAAGUGCAAACAGG